Molecule: messenger RNA, 426 nt
Organism: Manacus vitellinus (golden-collared manakin)
Lineage: Eukaryota; Metazoa; Chordata; Aves; Passeriformes; Pipridae
Gene: GNRH1
Product: gonadotropin releasing hormone 1
Exons: 4
Coding region: 53-328 (91 amino acids)
Biological process (GO): multicellular organism development
Cellular component (GO): extracellular region
Molecular function (GO): gonadotropin hormone-releasing hormone activity
Source: RefSeq, a predicted model, not a curated record
UUUCCAUCCAGGAAGAGUUGGAGUUCCUCUGCAACCCCUCUCAGGCAGCAGGAUGGAGAAGUCCAGGAAGAUCUUUGCCAGUGUCCUGCUGGUGGUGCUGUCCGUGGGGAUUUGCUUGGCUCAGCACUGGUCCUUUGGGCUGCAGCCAGGAGGGAAGAGGAGCACUGAGGACCUGGUGGGCUCAUUCCAAGAGAUGGCAAAGGAAAUGGAGAAAUUAGGGGAGGUGCAGCACUCUGAGUGCCCUGGAUCAUCCCAGCAUUCCAGGCUCAGGGAUCUGGAGGAAGCCAUGGAAAACCUGCUCGAAGGGGAAGGAAGAAGAAAGAUUUAAACCCCAGUGGAUUAACAGAGCCCAAAUAAGGUCUCAGAGCUGUGGCAAAAUCGGCUCCUCUUCACAUCGUCUUUGCUUUUUGGGUCAUGAUGUGAAUA